GGAAAAACCGAAAAAAUUAAAACCGCGCGAGCCAAGCAACUCGAGCAGAAAAGCGGAGAGAAGAGGAGGAAGCUGUGGGCAUCAAACCCUAGAUAAUGGCGGAGAAAUUGGCCCCUGAAAAGCGUCACAGUUUCGUCCACAACGGUAACAAGGUGUUUGAGUGGGAUCAAACUCUAGAUGAGGUGAAUAUGUACAUAAACCUACCUCCUAAUGUUAGUACGAAGCAAUUCUAUUGCAAAAUUCAGUCGAAGCACGUCGAAGUUGGCAUCAAAGGCAAUUCUCCAUAUCUCAAUCACGAGCUCAAUUGCCCGGUGAAGACAGAUUCUUCUUUCUGGACAAUAGAGGAUGACAUAAUGCACAUAACACUGCAAAAGAGAGAUAAAGGUCAGACAUGGGCUUCUCCAAUAUUAGGUCAGGGUCAGCUGGAUCCUUACUCUACUGAUCUUGAACAGAAGCGUCUCAUGCUUCAGAGAUUUCAAGAAGAGAAUCCGGGUUUUGACUUCUCACAAGCUCAGUUUACUGGAAACUGCCCUGAUCCGAGGACCUUCAUGGGUGGAAUACGAUCUGGUUGAUGCUCUUCGCUGCAUUAAUUAUGGUAAUUCCAUUUGUCUUUACCCGUUCAGACUCAUAUUGGCUUAAUGCAUACUUUCUAAUGAAUGACAGAACAUCAGCAUUAUACUUGGAUGGCCAGUGUGUACCCCUAACCAUUUGAAACUUUUAAGUAAAUGUUGUAUAAAAGUUAAAUGAAGAUAAUCGUGAGCGAACUAAAAAUUAUUAUCGGACA
Molecule: messenger RNA, 784 nt
Organism: Neltuma alba
Lineage: Eukaryota; Viridiplantae; Streptophyta; Magnoliopsida; Fabales; Fabaceae
Product: nudC domain-containing protein 2
Exons: 5
Coding region: 96-572 (158 amino acids)
Biological process (GO): protein folding
Cellular component (GO): cytoplasm
Source: RefSeq, a predicted model, not a curated record